Molecule: messenger RNA, 507 nt
Organism: Adineta steineri
Lineage: Eukaryota; Metazoa; Rotifera; Eurotatoria; Adinetida; Adinetidae
Source: the annotation of a GenBank genome assembly
AUGACUAUUGUCAAGGCUAUAACAGGAUUUUUGAUAGUUAUUAUUGUUGUUUGUAAUGGUCAAUUUUUAACACCAGAUCAAUUACGAGAACAACAUGAUUUGGGUUAUGGUGCGAGAACACAUUAUGAAAUGUCUGGAAGUCGACGAACAGAUAUGUUCGGUCGUGUUAAUCCCGAUUAUUUACUUCGCGGAUUUUUUCCAUUUUGGUCGAUAGUACUUGUUGCUUUUGCAUUAUUAUUUUUAACAAUAUCUGUUAUUGGACUUAUUGGUUAUUUAUUAGGAUGUCGUCGACCAACUCCUGAAGAACUUUAUGCGAAUGAAUUUGAACAAUUAACACCAGAUGAUGAAUUUUUACUAGGUGGAGGUGGUGUAACAAGUGUAGAUGAGACUAAAACAUCAACUAAUGGAUAUUUUAAUAAUAAUACUGAUCGACAGAAUUAUCAUUAUAACUCAUCGCCAUCAGCAGAACGAACACGUAUUGGACAGAGUGAUGAAGAUAUGGUGUAA